AUGCGAAUUCAGUUCUUGCUGAACAACCGUGCGCUUCGGAUCGCCCGCAGCGCUCAAGGAGCACUCAGUCAGUCCGACAACGAAAACACCGUUUCCUACUUUUAGGUGAACAUCCGUGUGGCGAGUCGACCUCGCGUGAGAAUUAUUGUUUUUUUUCGGGUUUUUUUGCGCGCGUUUUUCCUGUGGCAGUGCCAGUGUCGGUGUGUGCAUUUGUGUAUGAGGAAAAGUAUAACUGCUUACGAAAUUCCGUGCAAGUUGUUGAGCGGGUGGCUUUUCCCAUGCACGGCGGGCGGCAGAACUGCAUGCUGUCAGUAGGAUUAAAUGGUAAAGUGCAUAAAACCGUUCCGGCGCGCAGCAAAUGGUGCUUCACAUUGCAGCAAUUGUAGAUGGUUCUUUUUCUUGUGUUUCAAGGAAACGACGGAAUCUCCCGGAUGCACUGCCAUUCGUCGAGGGCAGACAAAUUAAACAGCAAGAGUGUGUUUGUGUAAGACGGCGGUUUAUAAAACCAGAACUUUGUGAUUUCGCUGGAGAUGUACGGUAAAAGAUUCAUAAAAAAACUUUUUUUGUAACUAGUGCGAAAUGAGGAAAGUGUUUUUUUAGUGGCUAGAGUCUAUUCUUAGAGAUUUAUGCGAUGGGGAUUACUUUGUUGAAAGUGACAAAAAUGGAGCUGAAGUAAUUUAGUCAAAUUUAACUGGACCUGGAUGAAACGUUGGUGCACUUCGGCCUAGAUAUCGCCAAUAGCAUAACAGUAAUUAGGAAACUUUAUUCGGUCGGAGGAAGCUCAUCAACAAGUGAUUAUCGUUAGGAUAGACAGGACACGGCGACGGCGACGUUAGCGGACAGUGAAAUGCGCACCAGUAUGUUAAGCAAGCGGCUGUACAGCGACCCGGUGGAAAUGUGGCUGUGGUCAGCGACGAAGCCAAUCAAUUACUUCAAAUUUGCCAACCAGGCCGCAAGCGACAAUCGAACCGGCUACGGGUACUACCCGCGUCGAUUGAACCUCAGUUCGGUGGUGGAAACGAUCGUCGGCGAAACGGUCGUGACCGACGGGGACGGUUCGGACGGGACCGAUGCCGAGGAUGACGCACCGGAACAGCUGAUGGCUCUCAACAACUACUGGGCUCUGCUGGCCAUUGUGCUAGUGUUCGGCACCGCCGCCGGUAACAUCCUGGUCUGUUUGGCCAUUGUGUGGGAACGCCGGCUGCAGAAUGUGACCAACUAUUUCCUGAUGUCGCUGGCCAUCACCGAUCUGAUGGUGGCUCUAUCGGUGAUGCCGCUGGGUAUUUUGACGUUGGUGCGAGGAUAUUUCCCACUGCAGUCGGAGUACUGCCUGGUGUGGAUUUGUCUGGAUGUGCUUUUCUGCACCGCAAGCAUCAUGCAUCUGUGCACAAUAUCGGUGGAUCGAUAUCUUUCGCUGCGGUACCCGAUGCGGUUCGGUCGGAACAAAACGCGAAAGCGGGUGGUGCUGAAGAUAAGCUUCGUGUGGCUACUUUCAAUCGCCAUGAGCCUGCCGCUGAGCUUAAUGUACUCGAAGAAUCACGCUUCGGUGCUGGUGGACGGCACUUGCCAGAUACCGGAUCCGGUCUACAAGCUGGUCGGUUCGAUAGUGUGCUUCUACAUACCGCUUUGUGUGAUGUUAAUCACGUACACCCUGACGGUACGUCUACUCGCUCAGCAAAGCCAAAAUCUGGGCGGUGGUGCCGGUUCCAGUGGCUGGUCUAGCGGUUGGCUCGGCCAAACACCGGCUCUCGAUCGACGGAACACCUGGAAGCGCAUCAUCAAACUUAGCCUGCCAUCGACGCCUAAUCAUGCCCACUCGGCGGCCUCGACCGACACCGAACUGUCAACACUGGACAAUCACGAUCUGUGGCUGCUGGAAUCGAGCAUUCCGGAACCAACCCCUUCCACCAUGACGGCACUGCACCAGUUUGGCGAGGAGAUGCUGAAACUUUCGCGUGGGUUGGAAACCGUAACAUGCAGUAAAAAUAACAGCACUGCUGCUCUUUCUGCUGCCGCUCAAAACAGCACCACGCAAACUGCCGGAUGUGGGACUUUAACCACCCUGCAAGUCUCACCGGAAACCACAAAGGGCAGCAAUGGUCACGACGCUGGGCAACCGAAUUCGAGAGAACCUAAAAAGCAUCCUUCCAGAGAGAAAUCAGCACAAGCACCGUCGAAACCGCCGGCUCUGAAGAAUCGACGCAGCUCGACAACCGCUUGGAUAAACCGCCGUAACUCGAUCACACCUCCAUCGACGGUGCUUCGGAAACGCUUCAAGAGUCUCCCGUUCGCGGUUUCGCCAUCCGACGGAACCGAUACGGGAAUUGCGGUAGAUGAUUUCUUUCUCCAGGAAGCUAGCCGACGAUGUCGGACGGAAAACAGUUCACUAACGGUACGAAAACCGCUCGAAGAUGAUACCGCCGAAAACGACGACAGCAGUCGAAGCUACAGCGAAAACAGUGACGGCACUGCCGUGAACCCGCUUCGGCUGCCACCACCGUGCAAGUGUCCCUACUUUGGUGAAGGCUGCAGCAAGCAGCAAAACGAAGGACUACGACCGGCGGAAAUAAAAAUCGUUAAAACAACGUCAAACUUUAGCUCAAUCUCAAAUUUCGAAUCACAAGUCUACAGCAAUAUCUCGAUCGCCUCGCAACCAACACGAUCGACUUCCAGCAGUCUAUCUACCAUACCGGCUUCAUCGCUAGUGUCACCGAACAAGAAAUUCAGCAACCUAAAAAAUGUGUCCGUCGUAACCUGGGACUCGCGACGGCACCAACGGCGUGGAUCAAGUUUCGGUGGUGCACGAACCUCGCUGAUGCUAACACCGACGAAACCAAGCUCUUCGAACAACUCCCUGCGUCGCUCGGCUACGCUGAGGCACCACAAGGAAGGGACACCGUCGAUUGUGAUCUCGGGUGGAGACAUCUCCCGAGGCCCGAUAAAGAACACUUCGUCGCCAUGUCUAAUGCAGCGGCAGACUACGAUCCGUUCGCACCACUCACGCAAUUCGAGUGUCAUUUCGCGAAACUCUUCGCGCCACGGCCGGAUCAUUCGACUGGAACAGAAGGCCACCAAGGUGUUGGGGGUUGUGUUCUUCACUUUCGUGAUUCUUUGGGCACCAUUCUUCGUGCUCAAUCUGCUGCCCAGUUUGUGCAAGGAGUGCGAGGACAGCAUAAACCACUGGGUGUUCGAGUUCGUGACCUGGCUCGGAUACGCCAGCAGUAUGGUCAAUCCGAUUUUCUACACCAUUUUCAACAAGGCGUUCCGGGAUGCCUUCAAGAAGGUGCUACUUUGUCAGUACGGCGGCUCUAAACCAUCCUGGCAGCCCUGCAGCUAGCAUACCGUAACAUCACGCCCGGUUGCCAACGAACCGGUCUAGCUGCCGAGCUGUAGCAGUGCUGUACGGAAUACUGUGUUUCACUUAAUAUUAACAAUUUAGCGACAAGUGUGUUGUGUUUCGA
Molecule: messenger RNA, 3461 nt
Organism: Malaya genurostris
Lineage: Eukaryota; Metazoa; Arthropoda; Insecta; Diptera; Culicidae
Gene: 5-HT2B
Exons: 7
Coding region: 848-3337 (829 amino acids)
Biological process (GO): adenylate cyclase-activating adrenergic receptor signaling pathway
Cellular component (GO): membrane
Molecular function (GO): dopamine neurotransmitter receptor activity, coupled via Gi/Go; G protein-coupled receptor activity
Source: RefSeq, a predicted model, not a curated record